AUGAAAAUCCUGCUGACCUGUUUGCCGAGACCAUGGAUCGUGGAUGAGAAGAAGGAUGAUGGGUACACGGCGCUUCAUCUGGCUGCCUUAAACAACCAUGUAGAGGUGGCUGAGCUAUUAGUGAACCAGGGUCAUGCUAACCUGGACAUUCAGAAUGUGAACCAACAGACAGCUUUGCAUCUAGCUGUAGAGAGACAACAUACUCAGAUUGUCAGGUUGUUAGUGAGGGCUGGUGCUAAAUUAGACAUCCCUGACAAGGAUGGCGACACACCACUACAUGAGGCUCUUAGGCAUCACACCUUGUCACAGCUGCGUCAACUGCAGGACAUGCAAGAUGUUGGCAAGGUGAGCACAAGGAUUGUUAAAAAGAACCAACUGCUGAUGGGUCUAGGUAACCAAUCAGGAGAUAAGAAGAGUAGCGCCUCAAUAGCGUGCUUCCUAGCUGCAAAUGGAGCUGACCUUAAUGCUAAGAAUAAGAAGGGUCAAUCACCGAUGGACCUAUGCCCCGAUCCCAACCUCUGCAGAGUUUUAGCUAAAUGUCACUCAGACAACAACUGUCAAAUGAACUCUAACCUCCGAAUCAUACCAACCAUGGAGCAAGAAUCUCUAGAGGAAUGCAUGGUUUGUUCCGAUAUGAAGAGAGAUACUUUAUUUGGACCCUGUGGUCACAUUGCUACCUGUUCUCUCUGCUCACCAAGGGUUAAGAAGUGUCUGAUAUGUAAAGAACAGGUGCAGUCCAGGACUAAGAUUGAGGAAUGUGUAGUCUGUUCAGAUAAGAAGGCUUCUGCAUUAUUUCAGCCUUGUGGUCACAUGUGUGCCUGUGAUGGUUGUGCCAGCCUAAUGAAGAAGUGUGUACAGUGUAGAUGCCAGAUUGAUAAAUUGAUCCCCUUUGUUGUUUGCUGCGGAGGAAAAGCUCCUACUGUGGCCUCUAACAACACAGCCAAACCACAGAAAAUGAAUAAUGCUAACAGUGAAGUUAAUAAACUUGAGCAGCAACUGCAAGAUAUCAAAGAGCAGACUAUUUGUCCUGUGUGUUUGGAUCGAAUCAAGAACAUGAUCUUCCUGUGCGGCCAUGGAACAUGCCAGCUGUGUGGAGAUAGAAUGUCUGAAUGCCCCAUAUGUAGAAAGUCUGUAGAGAAACGAAUCUUACUUUACUAAAGGCAGUCCACAAUACACCGCAGCGUUUCCCUGUUCCAGGGAUAAAGAGAAAUGAAUCUUACUUUACUAAAGGCAGUCCACACUGUUCAUCCCUGUGCGAGAGAUAUCCAGCCUAUUGGAGGUUGCACAGUAGCAAACAGAUGCAGAUGCACAAAGGGUGACCUGUUUUUUUUUGUGGCAGGCAAACUUCUGUGUAUUGCAUUGGAGUUUGCACAUUUGUUUUACACCGAUUUCCACAAAAUAUUGGGUGAUAAUAGUAAGUUGCGCUUUUAUACAAAUGCCCUGUAACUACUGUCAUUGUUAUAUUAAAAUAUUGUAAAAUAAUAUCUGAAUAUGAUUUGAGAUUUGCCCUUAUUUCAUACUGAAAAUGUGAUAAUGUACACUGGCAUUUGAUUCUCAUGCAAGAUGUUAAGAUGUUAUAUUUUCUUCCAUACACUUUGUGCCUGUCAGUAUUUGAUCCAUAUGACUCUUUUGUAAUUCUGUGAUGUCACGGUUCCCAUCAGUUACAUCUGACAGUAACAUUCUCAGCUUAUGAUAAACUGAAUGAAGUUUCCUCUUACUACUGUACUAUGUGCAAGCGCAAAAUAUCUGCACUAGCUGUGUUACGUUAUCAAAGAAUGCUUUGUACUAUAGAGUUCACAUGCACACAAGCAAACAUCUGACAAGCAAAAACAUUCUUACAUGAAUCCCAAUGCGCUUUACACAAUCAAUAGAGUCAAAAGAAACAUUAAGUCAAAGUUUAAACAGGAGGGGGGGUGAUAAGGAGUUUAAAUUGUUCCAGAGAUGUACAUCAAAGGGGAUUCCAAUUUAUAUUUAUUGUAUUUACAAGUCACUGAAUGACAACAAGGGUUGUGUCAUGCAUGAUGUGCAAGGAUUUAUUUGAUUCAGUUUAUCAAAAUAUUUGAGAGGGAAUUGUUUAUAAUCAGCGAUAGAAUUUUGAUUUUGUUUAGGUAUAGGAUUUAUAAUUUAUAAAUUAUGUAAUGUAUUAAAUAAAUUGCAGAGUACAUGUACUGACAGUUGUUUGAAAAGGUGCCCUGCAUUUAUGCUUGGUCUGCAAAUUGUUUCAUUACUUUCUAUCAUGCAGUUAUCAAGUCACAAACUACUCGCUUUAGCAGCAACGGCUAUUGUUGCAACUAAUGCUGAAGGUGUUGGUAAGGCACUUGACACCUUAACAACCAUUUCCAUCUUAAAGACACUGGCACUAUUGGUAAUUGUCAAAGACCAGUC
Molecule: messenger RNA, 2385 nt
Organism: Asterias rubens (European starfish)
Lineage: Eukaryota; Metazoa; Echinodermata; Asteroidea; Forcipulatida; Asteriidae
Product: E3 ubiquitin-protein ligase MIB1-like
Exons: 9
Coding region: 1-1158 (385 amino acids)
Biological process (GO): protein ubiquitination
Cellular component (GO): cytoplasm
Molecular function (GO): protein binding; ubiquitin-protein transferase activity
Source: RefSeq, a predicted model, not a curated record